UCCUCGCUGCUUCCGUCCAACCCCAACCGCUCCCUCCUCGUGCAUUCCCUCGUCGCCUCUCUCGGCCUUCUCCGCACCACGCCCGACAGUAGCGCUGACGCCAAUAUCCGCGUCCUGCGCCCGCCUCCCGCGACGCCCAAAGAGCUCGCCGCAUACCACGACAAGGACUACAUUUCUUUCCUCCUCGACCCUGCCCUCCCCUCCUCCGCCUUCGACCCCCAGACUCAAUCCAAGCUCGCAGAUUUCGGCCUCGAAGACGACUGCCCGCCGUUCCGCGGCCUCCCCGAGUACGUCCAGUCCGUUGCGGGCGCGUCGCUCGCCGCGGCGCGCGCUCUCGCGCAGGACUCGUGCGACGUCAGCAUCUGCUGGGACGGCGGCAGGCACCACGCACACAAGGCCCGCGCGUCCGGGUUCUGCUACGUCAACGACUGCGUUCUUGCCCUCCUCUCCCUCAAACGCGCGCCUGUCCCCUCUCCCCCCUCUGCCGCCGCCGCCGCCCCGCCCCGCAAGCCCCGCAUCAUGUACCUCGACCUCGACCUCCACUUCUCCGACGGCGUCUCCUCCGCUUUCCACACGCCCACUCCCACCUCGCCCUCGCCCUCGCCCUCGCCCUCGCCCGCCUCCGCCCCUACCCCCGCCCCACAGUUCCUCACCCUCUCCCUCCACCACGCCGCCCCAGGCUUCUUCCCCCCCUCUCCCCUCUCCGCCCUCCCAACUUCCACCUCCGACCCAUUCACCCUCUCCCUCCCGCUCCGCCCCGGCGCCUCCCCCGCCACCCUCCGCCGCGUCUGGCUCGGCCCCGUCGAGCGCGUCGCAUCCGCCUUCAAACCCGACUACCUCGUCCUCCAGUGCGGCGCCGACGCACUCGCCGGCGACCCCUGCGCCGUCGCUAACGGCGCCCUCGGCGGCCCCGGCGGCUUGGGCUGGUGCGUGCACCGCGCGCUCCGCCAGUGGCACGUCAAGACCCUCCUCCUCGGCGGAGGCGGCUACGACUCGCCAAACGCAGCUCGCGCAUGGGCCUACCUCACAUCCAUAGCCCUCGACGCCCCCCUCCCGCUCGACACGCCCAUCCCCGACCGCGCACACGCCGCCUUCCCGCUCUACGCGCCCGCCUUCACCCUCGACGUCCCCGCCAGCGCGCACCGCCCGGACGAGAACACCUCCGCCUACCUCGAUCACGUCGAGCGCGUCUUCGACGCCGUCGUGCAGCGCAUCGAGGCGCGCGUCGCCGGCGCCGGCGCCUCGGCGCGCUGA
Heterobasidion irregulare TC 32-1 is the source of this 1254-nucleotide messenger RNA. RefSeq lists its product as uncharacterized. The record is from RefSeq and is a predicted model, not a curated record. NCBI's taxonomy places the organism in Eukaryota, Fungi, Basidiomycota, Agaricomycetes, Russulales, Bondarzewiaceae. The transcript is spliced from 5 exons. The annotation marks the transcript as partial.